Molecule: messenger RNA, 411 nt
Organism: Mucor mucedo
Lineage: Eukaryota; Fungi; Mucoromycota; Mucoromycetes; Mucorales; Mucoraceae
Exons: 4
Coding region: 1-411 (136 amino acids)
Source: RefSeq, a predicted model, not a curated record
AUGGAUAUCUACGACAAUGGAUAUCUACGACAAUGGAUAUCUACGACAAUGAGACAAACAAAUCUUUAUGACAACAAAAUCACUAUGACAACAUAUUACGGAGGCAACCAAAUAGCUAAGACGACAAGUUAUCUAAAACAACUAAAUAUGAAAGACAAGGACAUCGCCAAGACAACAGGAAUGCAGGAGGACAAGAUAUGCAAGACAACCAUGUAUCUAAGACAACUAGAUUACCACGGUACCAAGUUAUUUAUGACAACCAGUUACAAAGACAACCAGUUAACUAGGACAAUCAGAAAAGAAGAUAUCUAUGACAACUGCAUAUGUAAGAUAACUAUGACUAAUGAUAUCAAUAUGACAACACAGAUCACUAUGAAUACAAAGAUAACCAUGCCUACCAGAUAUCUAUAA